Messenger RNA from Danio aesculapii, 2300 nucleotides. It is a transcript of the gene sdf2, whose product is annotated as stromal cell-derived factor 2. The record is from RefSeq and is a predicted model, not a curated record. Lineage: Eukaryota; Metazoa; Chordata; Actinopteri; Cypriniformes; Danionidae. The transcript has 3 exons. Bases 57 to 725 code for a protein of 222 amino acids.
GUCAUUCGGGUUUUUUAAAGAUUAGUUUUUCCCAGUAGGGCUCAGGAAAAAAAGCCAUGGACAGUUUGGUGUUUCUGCGGGUACAGUUGCCUCUAACAGUGUUAUUGUCAUGUAUGUUUACAUUGUCUCUCUGCAGUGAAAUGGAUUUUGUAACAUGCGGGUCGGUGGUGAAGUUGGUGAACGUGAAACACAACGUCAGAUUACACUCUCACGAUGUCCGCUAUGGGUCUGGUAGUGGUCAGCAGUCAGUGACCGGUGUGACCACAGUGGAGGACAGUAACAGUUACUGGAGUGUUCGGGGCACCAGUGACGACGCAUGUCAUCGAGGGACUCCUGUACAUUGUGGACAAAACAUCCGACUGACCCAUGUGAACACAGGCCGCAAUCUACACAGCCACUACUUCACCUCUCCGCUUUCUUCAAAUCAGGAGGUCAGUGCCUUUGGUGAGAACGGUGAGGGUGAUCAUCUGGACGAGUGGACGGUCCUGUGCGCAGGCUCCAUCUGGCAGCGGGACGAGUCUGUCCGCUUCCAGCACACGGCCACCGAGGCUCUGCUGUCUGUGACAGGCGAGCAGUACGGCAGACCUAUCCACGGCCAGAGAGAGGUGCACGGCAUGAUGGUCAGCAGCUCACACAGCUACUGGAGGACAAUGGAGGGCAUCUUCAUCAAACCCAGUGAGGCCGGAUCAAGAGAUUUCCACAGUCCAUUACACAGCGAGUUCUAGAGAAACACUUGAGCUGGAUGGAUUCUUGAUUUUAUUGAGGUGUUGUUAUUUCUUUACCUACCGGUCCUGAUGAGGAGCCUGGAGCUGUUGUAAAUGACAGUUUCAUAAUCACUUUGUGCCUCAUGCUCAUUUUUAACACUUGAAGCAUACGGUUUUAAAUUGCACAGCAUACACUACUUUUCAAACAUUUGAGGUCAGUUUUUUUUUAUCAAGGACACAUACAAUUGUAAGACUGCUAUAUCAAUCAAAUUAAGUUCUUUUAAAAUACAUGAAUACAUAAAGCAGCUAUUUUAAAUUGUAAUAUUACUGUAAUAUUACAUUCACUGUAAAAAAUCUAGCUGACUUAACUUUUUUAGUUGAAUCGAAUGACCUUUGCUAGUCAUCUCAACUUGCAUCAAUCAAACUGACUAAAAAUGUUAAGCUUAACUUUGUAUAAUUUAAAAAAUGUAGUUGAAACCUGAUUAACUUUUUAAAAUAAGUUAAAGCAACAUAAUUUUUUUUACAGUGUUAAAAUCAUGAAGAAAAUCUGACUAGCAUUAAAUGUUUUAAAUUUAGUGUAUAAUAAAGGAAACCGAAAUUCAAGCCGUUCAUCCAUUUAAACAACAAAGGCAGAAAAUGUUAAAGUUACUAAAAGAAAAUUAAAUAAACGAGCAAUAAAGAAGCAUCACAAACAAAAUAUCAGAAUUUCACAUAUUAGACAUUAAUGUUGGUGUUUUGAGCAAAUUAAUAACCUGUAACAUCAGUGUUUUCAGAAUAUAUAAUGGGCAAACAUCUGAUCACAACUUAUAAGUCAUAAAUAAUUAAAAAAAUAACAGCAACAACAAAUUUGAAAUUCAUAAAACUGCACCACACCACACACUUUCAAGUGUAAUUGAAUCACACAUUGAGCAGUCUUUAAUUGACUUGAACUGUUUAAUGCUGACCUCAGAGUGAAGUCAUUAUAACAGCAGUGCUAUAUUAUACUGCGACAGUAUUAGCAGUAAUCUCACUAAGAGACUUGCAGUUACGUGAAGAUAUUUUAGGAUAUUUUUCUAAUAGAUACCAUGAUUUCAUUAUGGUGAUUAAUGUCAUACCUAGUAACACUCUGUUGGAUGAGUGUUUCUCUUAAUGAGGCAAUAUAUAUUGAGUCGACGUCAUUUUUAAAGUGUCACUAAAACUGAUUAUUUUGGUCGAAAUUAAAACAAGUGCCUUUUAAAUCUUCAUUUGUUUACCUUGAUUAAAAUUCCUGUCUAAAUUGAGUUAUUUAAACACAAUGAAUGCUAGAAGUGACCUGUAACAUAUUUUAUGUUGAUAUGUUUGUGGUCACAGCUGUAGAACUGACAAGAAAAAGACAUUAUUAAAAAUGAAUGUGGAAGUAUUGCGCAUCAAACUGAUUACCUCAACGUAUCACAAUCUACUUCAUGCCUUCAAAAACAGUAUUUGUGUUGAAAUAUGCCAGUGUUUGUUGAUGAUUUGAGAAAAAGAUGCUGUUUUGUAGAUGCUAUAAAUUAAAGAGAUCAAAACUGGCUUCAUUUUUGUGGUGCUUUAUAUUAUAUAUAGAGAGAAACAAAUGAAUAAAGGGAUGGUUCAAUUAAA